AUGGCGGGCGGCGCUGGGCCGGCCGUAGCCCUUCCUCCCCCUCAGGGGAGCGGGCAGCGCUCUCCCCCGGCCCCUGCAUCGCCACCCCGUGCCCGCCUCCUGCCCAGGACCGCUUCCCCACGCGGGGCUUCUCGUCCUGGCCCCCGAGGGGAUUCAUCCCGGCCUCUGAGGGGGUUCAAAAUGGCCCCCGAGUGGGUUUCACCUCAGGCCCGGCAGGCCGGCCCCGCCGCCGCCGCCCCGGUGCCCACCCUCCUUGCUGGCGCUCCGCGCCGCAGGGGUUCACCUCCCCGGUUGGAGCCGGCCUCGGGGCGGGGGGGGGCGGGAAAGGCGGCCGGGAGCGGAGUUUGUGUCAUGGUGGAAGCAUCCCAAAGAAGCAAAAAUCAGGGGGUACAUGGGAAGGAGAUGCACUGGGGAGAAAGGAGGACAACUGGCUUGAUUAAAAUAGGAGAUUUGCGGGUCCCAGUGGGUGUCCAUUACUGCAGGCUAAAUUUUGCUGGUAUCUUGGCCUGCCAGGGACUGUAUCUGGAAAACCAUGCUCUUCCCUUCACUCCUGGUGAGAAGGUGACUGGUCUUUGUACGCAGAUGCCGUGGCACAUCCCUGAAGGUGUUGUACGAGGACAUGGUGGCAUUGCCAACCACCUACAGCACAACCUUACUGGUUCUCGACCACAGGGCAUGGCUUCAGCUGGGGUGAUAGUGACAACUGGAAGCAACCCCAAAUACAAGCUGGCUCUGAAGAGCGGCACAAGCCAUGGCAUGAACUACAGCCAGAGCAGCAAAGAGGAGGUGAAGAAGCUCACAAGUAGCAGAGGGGUCAAUGUGACCAUCGAGGCCAUCAGCAGGGACAUCUUCAAUGCAGCUCUGCAAAGAUAUGCAGCCAAGGGGAGGAUUACGGGGAUGGAUUUUGCUGGAGGAAAAACCCCCUCAAUUCCCACUAAUCUGCUGCUUCUAACAAAUGUGUCUGCAAUGGGAGCAUUGAGUCUGUACCAGGAAGAUGAUUUCCCCAUUUUUUCUUCCACUAUCUCCUCCAUUCCCCAGCAUUGCCAGGAGGGAAAUAUCCAUCCUCAUGUUGGAGCACUCUUCAAACUGAAAGAGGUAAAUGAAGCAUCCAACCAUGUGCUCCAGCACAAGGCCACAGGAAAGGUCAUCAUCUCCAUGAAGUAA
Messenger RNA from Aquila chrysaetos chrysaetos, 1164 nucleotides. Its product is annotated as quinone oxidoreductase-like protein 2. Gene Ontology annotation, molecular function: oxidoreductase activity. The record is from RefSeq and is a predicted model, not a curated record. Gene Ontology annotation, cellular component: mitochondrion. NCBI's taxonomy places the organism in Eukaryota, Metazoa, Chordata, Aves, Accipitriformes, Accipitridae.